Cyanistes caeruleus (blue tit) is the source of this 3036-nucleotide messenger RNA. Lineage: Eukaryota; Metazoa; Chordata; Aves; Passeriformes; Paridae. The record is from RefSeq and is a predicted model, not a curated record.
CAGCCCAGCACAGGUGCGGUGCUGCAGCACGCAUGCAUCUGUCCACAGACACUCCAUGCACGUGUGCACUGCUGUGUGUGUGCUGCAGGGCAGGACGGGCUCACCUGCAGGUGUGCCCUGUGUGUGCUGCAGGCGUGUGGGGGCACACAUGCAUGGGGGUGUGCCCGCGCUGCACACAGCUGCAAAACUCACUCAAAACCUUGCUCAGGGAAGGUUUUCCUGUGAUGUUUGUGCUCCACUCCCCAGGGAAGCAUCACCGGAGCUGGGGGAAUGAGCUGGGGUACCAACCCCUGUACUGGGCUGCUCCUGGCUUACUACUGAGUUACUGUUUGCUUCCUCUGAGGCUACUGCUAGGAUGCUACUGGGAUAUUCUCAGUGAUCUCCUGAGGGAGUAGUGAAAUACCGUCAAGACACAGCUGAGAUGCUCUCAGGAUACUACUGAGAUGCUAUGAGUUUACUAGAAUGUGUACAGAGAGCAGUAAGGCACUUCCAGAGUGGCACUAAGCUACUCUUAGGAUACUAUGUAGAUGCUACUGGGGUGCUGCAAGAGCUCCACUAAGGUACUAUCAGGCUAAGAUAUUUCCAGAGCUGAUAUUGGGGUACUCAUAUGAAGGUGUCACUGGAGCAGCUCACACAAGGUUCCUCUCAGGAUAUGUUCAGGUUGCUUUCAGUGUAGUUACAUGGUAGUAAGAACUCACCAACACACUCUGAGGGUAACAGCUGUACCCCAUUACACCACCAUUAGGAUCCUACCAGGAUACUCACUAUCUACUACUGUGAUACUAUCAGGGUACCAGGAUGCUGUUGGGAUGCUCCAGACAUAGAAUCAGGAUAUUCCUUCCUCUGCUAGUACAGCACCAACUGUACAACACUCAAUGCUGAGCUGCUACUAGGAUACUCUCAGUGUAGCACAAAGGUACUAUCAGGAUGCUGCUGAGUAUUAUCAGGGUAACAUUCUGGAUACUCCAGAGUAUCACAUUGCUAAUGAGGCACUACUAAGAUACUACAGGGUCAUUACUAGGACACAACAGUACUGAUACUACUGAUAGUACCAGGAUGUUAGCACAAAGUUACCGAGGUGCAGGAGCCAGUUUCCAGUAGGAUGCUCUCAGGAUAAAAGUGCAUUUUUAUCCUAAAGUAUCUGUAGGAUACUUCCAAGAUGCUACAAGGACACUAGAAAAGAUGCUGGUACGAUACACCAGGGCAACAUUCCCAUUUUUGGGACUCUGUCAGCACAUUACUGAUCCAUUCAGGCCACUUGCUUAGUGGUGAUAUCAUACAAGGAUACAACUGAGAUGCUACCACUUCAGGGAAGCAGCUAGUGCUAUGACAUUUUUUACAAUACUAUCAGGGUAGCACUAAGCUGCUUGGAGCACUACCAGCACUUUGUUACAACUAGGAAAUUGCUAUCAGAAUAGUGCCACAAUAUCAGAAUAUUUCUUCUGAAGGGAGUACAUCUUGUUGGGAUACUGCCAGGAUACUCCAGAGAUCCUGGUGGUUGUGUAACAGCCCUGGCAGUGGGGUUUCAGUGAGCGCAGCAGCAGCCAAGGGAACGGGGAGCUGGGUGUUGUAAGCUGUUAGUAGCCUGGUGCCUCACGGGCACGCUGUCCCUGCAGCUAAGGCAGCACAUCGGUGUUGAGGAGGAUGGAGGCGCCCCUGGUCAGUCUGGAGGAGGAGUUUGAGGAGGGGUCCGGGGACGAUGGGGGGUCCCUGCAGCGUGCUGCGGACCCGGCGCUGGCCGAGCUGGAGAGCUUCUCGGCCGAGAUGAUGAGCUUCAAGUCGAUGGAGGACCUGGUGCAGGAGUUUGACGAGAAGCUCACCGUGUGCUUCCGCAACUACGACGCCGCCACCGAGGGCCUGGCCCCCGUGCGGGGGCGGCUCCAGGCGCAGGAGGAGGAGGAGCGCCUGCAGGAUGAGGAGGUCUGGGAUGCUCUGACCGAUGGCUUUGCCCCCCGGAGCUCCCCCCGGCCGUGGCAGCUCCCUGGGACCGAGGCCCUUGAUGGCACCGACCCCCAGCUCGGCGGGAAGGAGGAGGAGGAGGAAGAGGAGGAGGAGCUCACUGAGAGGAGUGAGCAGGACUCUGGGAUCAACGAGGAGCCGCUGCUGACAGCUGAGCAGGUCAUCGAGGAGCUGGAGGAGCUCAUGCAGAGUUCACCUGACCCCGAGGCUGACCCCGAGGGUGAGGAGGAAGACGAGGAGGAGGAGGAUGAGGAUGAGGAGGAAGAAAGCAAGGCUGAUGCUGAAGGCAAAGGUGGUGGCGGGGGCACGGAGCCCAUCGUGCUGCGGGAGCUGCAUGCUUUCUCCCCUGUCUUCAACAACAACUGCUCCCACGAAGGCCUGGGGCAGCUGUCGGCGCGGGAGCUGCUGGCGGCCGCGGGCCGGGCGGAGGCGGCGAGCCGGGCGCUGUCGGCGGAGCUGGUGGCGCAGCUGGCACGGAGGGACGAGCUGCAGGGAAUGGAAAGGACACAGCACAGGAGGUCAUGGAGCAAUGUGGGACAGGGGAGCUUGGAGCAGGGGGACAAAGAGAUGUGGGAUGUGGGUAUGGAGCAGGUGAUGGCAUCUGGGCAAGGUGUGGAUGUGGGAGUCAGGGAGUUGAGGGGGAUGCUGGUGCCGCUGUCCCCAGGAGGUGACAGUGUGACAUUGUCCCCCCAGCGCUUCAGCAUGGAGGGCAUCUCCAGCAUCCUGCACUCCGGCCUGCGCCAGACUUUUGGUCCUACCACCAACGAGAAACAGUACCUGAACACGGUGAUUCCCUAUGAGAAGAAGGGCUCACCACCCUCUGUUGAGGACCUGCAGAUGCUCACCAACAUCCUGUUUGCCAUGAAGGAGGGGAAUGAGAAGGUGCCCACUCUGCUCACGGAUUACAUCCUCAAAGUGCUCUGCCCGACCUGACGCGGUGCUGCCCCCACACUCCCACCCCGGCGCCUCCAAAACAGGGCCAAACCCAAGGAAAAAGGGUCACCCACCUGUGGCUGCCCCACCCUGCACUUCCCCCUUUGCACAGCUGGGAAUAAAGAAUUCCUUACAUUAAUUAAG